CAAGACCUCUCUAAGAAACACGACAGGCGGCUGGAAAGGGACCCGAGACGACCAACGCCACACAAGCCCGCGAGAAUGCUCCGACCAACUUACGUCAUACUUUUCACAAUCUGGAGAUCUUCCCGGUGCGCGCCUGCCUUCCGGAGGCUGCAUGUAUCUGCCCUGGAAGUGGCUGAACGCCUAGGCCCGGAGGAUACGGUGACUGCCAACUUUGGGGCAUUCAUCCACGGCGUGCGGCCGGAGCAGCUGACGCAAAAAGUGUUGCGCCGGAGCCAGAGGAUGGUGCUGGACAGCAUUGGUGUGGGCAUCCUCGGCAGCACCACCCACGUGUUUGAGCUGGUCCUGCAGCACUGCCGGCAAAUGUACCAAAUGACAAAUGACAUCAGCUCAGUCUACGGCCGCCCGGGCACUAAGCUUUCUCCAAUGCUGGCCGCCUUCGUCAACGGAGUAGCAUCUCACUCCAUGGACUUUGACGACACCUGGCACCCAGCCACCCAUCCCUCAGGUGCCGUGCUACCCGCCCUCCUGGCCAUCAGCGACAUGCUACCCAGGAACAGCAAGCCUAGCGGGAUGGACCUGCUGAUGGCAUUCAACGUGGGCAUCGAGAUCCAGGGCAGGCUGCUGCGGUUCUCCAACGAGGCCCAGAACAUCCCCAAGAGGUUCCACCCCCCUACUGUGGUGGGCCCCAUGGGAAGUGCUGCAGCCUGCGCUCGCCUCCUGUCCCUGGACCGCAUUCAGUGCAGCCACGCCUUGGCUAUAGCUGCGUCCCAGGCGGGGGCACCCAUGGCCAAUGCAGCCACGCAAUCCAAGCCUCUUCACAUCGGCAAUGCAUCACGCCAGGGCCUGGAGGCCGCGCUCCUGGCAUCCCGGGGCUUGGAGGCCAGUCCACUAGUGCUGGACUCCGUUCCUGGAGUGUCUGGCUUCAGCGCCUUCUAUGAGGACUAUGUUCCUCAGCUGUUGCCUUGCCCUGAGGAAGUGGAUCCCUCGUUCCUGCUGGAAGAGCAGGACAUGGGCUUCAAGCGCUUCCCUGCUCACCUGGGCAUGCACUGGGUGGCGGACGCGGCCGCCUCUGUCCACAAGCAGCUGGUCGGCUCCCACAACGGUAACUUCAACCCGGCAUUCAUCCAAGACAUCCUGCUGAGGAUCCCUCCCUCCAAGUACAUCAAUAGGCCGUUCCCAGAGUCCGAGCAUGAGGCCCGCCAUUCAUUCCAGUUCAACGCCUGCACAGCUCUGCUGGACGGGGAAGUGACCGUGCAAUCCUUCCACCCCGCUGGCCUCCGGCGACCCGAGCUGCACACUCUGCUGUCCCGGGUGCGAGUUGAGCACCCCAACGACAACCCCGCCAACUUCGACCGCAUGUAUGCAGAGGUGUUGGUGACGCUGGUCGAUGGGGACGUUCUCAAAGGCCGCUGUAACACGUUCUAUGGGCACUGGCGCAAUCCCCUCACCGACAACAGCCUGCAGAGAAAGUUCCGGGCCAAUGCUGGUGCUGUGCUGCCUUCAGAUAAGGUCGAGGGACUGAUAGAAAUUGUAGACAGCCUGGAGCAACUCGGAGACUGCAGCCCUCUCCUUGCUCAGCUUCAGUAAUAUAACUGUCCAGGAGGGGGAGGCGGAGAGCCAAACUGAAUGUGCUUUACGUAAUAAGCACUUCAUACUAAUACAACAGGCGUAGCUGUGAUAAUUGAGGACAAAGCCUCCUGCAUAUCAAAUUUAAAUGAGACUUUGUAUCACUUGAAUAAAGUAAUUUUACUGAAGGAUAUUUUUGCAAUAUUGUAUAUACUUAUAAGAAGUCGUAUCAGCACAUGAAAAAUUCUGUGAUCCAAGUUUGAAGGGCUCCCCUUCCCAAUGGAUGGGCAUGAAGAAUAAUGAAAUUAUUUAAAGAUGAUUGAUCAUGCUGUUUGCAUUUUGCAUAAUGUUCAAUGUUUGUCAUAAUGUUACAAUGUAUUCUUGGGCUUUGUACUACACGUCAAUCACACAUUCAUAGCAUUAAUGAGCACCAUUCGUCGUGUUUGAUAUUAACUCCAUAUUCAAGUGUAAUUUUGUAAUUAUUAAGUAAUUAUUAAGUACUAAUUAUUAAUAAUUUAUACAAUUUGUAAUCUAUUUAUGUAAAUAUGUACCAAACUAUAAUUAUAUUGCUUGUUGCAGUGUUGAGUGAAUAUUGAUGAAUUUUUGAUCUACUGAUUAUUGUAAAAUUGUUAAUACCUACUGAGCAAUGCUUGCCUUUAAAAAAAUAGAAAAUGCACUAUUGUAUGACUAAUGUUCACAGGGUUUGUUUCUUCACCAUUAUGUUACAUGCAUUCCUCAUUUCCUGUGUUUCUGCAUAUUG
This is a messenger RNA of Paramormyrops kingsleyae, 2326 nucleotides long. It is a transcript of the gene irg1l, whose product is annotated as immunoresponsive gene 1, like. Gene Ontology annotation, biological process: defense response. The record is from RefSeq and is a predicted model, not a curated record. Gene Ontology annotation, molecular function: aconitate decarboxylase activity. Lineage: Eukaryota; Metazoa; Chordata; Actinopteri; Osteoglossiformes; Mormyridae. Gene Ontology annotation, cellular component: mitochondrion.